Phytophthora sojae is the source of this 651-nucleotide messenger RNA. RefSeq lists its product as hypothetical. Gene Ontology annotation, biological process: transmembrane transport. Gene Ontology annotation, molecular function: ABC-type transporter activity; ATP binding. Gene Ontology annotation, cellular component: membrane. NCBI's taxonomy places the organism in Eukaryota, Oomycota, Peronosporomycetes, Peronosporales, Peronosporaceae. The transcript has 2 exons. The record is from RefSeq and is a predicted model, not a curated record. Bases 1 to 651 code for a protein of 216 amino acids.
AUGACGACGAUGUUCAACGGCGUGAUCUCGUUCACGGGCACUCUACCCAUCUCGUUCGCCGAACGUGGGGCAUACUACCGGGAGCGCGCGUCGCAGAGUUUUAAUUGCCUCUGGUACUUCGUGGGUUCUACCGUGGCCGAGAUACCCUACAUUUUCUUCAGUGGCGCCUUGUUCACGAUCAUCUUCUACCCGUCGGUGGGCUUCACGAACGUGGCGUCGGGCUUCAUGUACUGGGUGAAUAUAUCGCUCUUCGUGCUCAUGCAGACGUACUUGGGGCACUUCUUCAUCUACGCCCUGCCGACGGUGGAGGUGGCGGCUAUCAUGGGCGUGCUCUACAAUGCCAUUUGUCUGAUCUUCGCGGGCUUCAACCCUCCGGCGGCCAACAUCCCGCGCGGUUACCACUGGCUGUACCUGAUCACACCGCAGAAGUACGCCAUGGGGCUGAUGAACUCGCUACUGCCCCGAGCUGCCGACCUGACUGACGCUCCGAGCACGAUCGGCCACACGACGGUGAAGCAGUACGUGGAGUCCAACGUCGGGUACAAACACGCGGAGAUCUGGAGCAACUUCGGCUACGUGUUCGUCUUCAUUGCAGUGUACCGAGUGUUCGGACUUCUUGCGCUUCGCUUCAUCAACCACCAGAAGAGAUAA